Messenger RNA from Mangifera indica (mango), 902 nucleotides. RefSeq lists its product as uncharacterized. Bases 103 to 786 code for a protein of 227 amino acids. The transcript has 3 exons. The record is from RefSeq and is a predicted model, not a curated record. NCBI's taxonomy places the organism in Eukaryota, Viridiplantae, Streptophyta, Magnoliopsida, Sapindales, Anacardiaceae.
UGGAUUCAGAUCUACGAACAUCAUUUUCACUCAUCCAAUUUCGCUUGCAUUGAGUAUAAUAAACAAAAUCAAAGAAGAAGAACAACAGUGGGAAUUAGGGAGAUGAAUACUUUCAGUGCAGAAGAUCUGUCAACAAUUGGAGGCAUAGCCACCGUUUCACUUCUUCAUUCCUUCAUCCCUACGCAUUGGCUUCCUUUCUCCAUAGUUGGUCGCGCUCAGAAAUGGACUCUUUCCAGAACCCUUUUCGUCACUGCUUUUGGAGCAGUUUUGCAUGUGAUAUCCACUUCACUUCUUGGAAUAACUGCAAUCACCAUGGCAAACACUAUUGCUGGUGAAGAAACAGUGCAUAAACUAGCUUCACUUCUGCUUGUAGUUCUUGGUGGUAGCUAUGUCUUGUUGUUUGUGUCUGGCAAGGGUGGCCACAAUCAUUCUCACAACCAGCCAAUGGAAAAAAUGGCUGUUGCUGGGCUUGUUCUUGUCCCAGCAUUAUCUCCUUGUGCAACCACACUCCCAGUGUUUCUUGCUGUUGGGAAUUCAUCCUCCAUGAUGGUACUUGCCAUCAUAGUGCUUCUAUUCAGUACAAUAACGGUAAUGACCUCACUGGUGGCUCUAUCAUUUUAUGGUGCAAGCCAGUUGAAAUUUCAUUGGGUGGAGAGGUAUGACAAACUUCUUGUAGGAUCAGUUCUUUGCUUGGUUGGAAUCUUGACUCUUGUUUUUCAUGACCAUGAUCAUGGUCACGGAGCUUCUAUUGGAGAGAAUUUAAAUAGGAAACUUAUUGCUUUUUAAGAGGUUGCAAUUGCAAGUAGUGUUUGUUACCAUACAUAAAUUCCUACAUGUAACUGUGAAUCAGAGAUCACUUAAUGUGAGCAGUUUCCUUGAUUUGAGGGAUUUGUUUGCUUUUA